AUGCUCAUCGCCCACGCCAAUGCCUGGCCACAUCUUUUCCCUCGACAGACCGACGGCCCGGCCCCUUGGGUCACUGUCGACGCCUCUGGAGUUGCAAGCACCGUCACACCCGCCGUCAGCACCGUGUCUGGCACAACUGCCAUCGUGGACGGCGCGCCCGCCGAUGUCACAGGGACCGUCAGGACAGUCCCGUACUGGGACACAACAUCCACCAUCACCGACACGCCCUCACCGCCAAAGCCGACGGGCGAAGUCGCUGGUGCUUUCGCCGUCUGCAAGAACCGUGCCGGCAAGGAUGCGCCAUUCUGCAGCCCGCAAGCAGGCUCGAAACUCUUUCCCGGGUCGCGGUACUACUUCACGUGGGACCCGGAAUACUUCACCCCUAAUGCCUCCGUCAUCGUGGCGGCGCGCUACUAUAACGAGUCCACCGGCGAGAUCGGCGACGAGGCCUUCCGCUCGCCCAAGAACCUCGGGACCCGCGGCUUCUGGGCCUAUCCCAUCGACUCGAGCCUCCUGCGCAGCCCACUCAUCUCCUCGCAGACCAUCAUAGUCCAGAUCAUCACCGACAAGGCCGGUCUCGCCACCCGACAGGAUAGCCCUGACAGCGCCAACAACCUCACAAUCGCUGGGCCCAUCGUCUCGAUCACCAAGGAGUCCGGUCCUGUCGCGGAGCAGCAUUUCAACAUGCCCACAGGUCCUGCGCUGUACAUCGGCCUGCCCGCGAUCGGCGGGUUCAUCCUGAUCUGCGUGAUAGGCGUGUGCCUGUGGAACAGGAAGCACCGCAAGAUCAACCUCGGCAACAUCAUGUCGCGCUCGCGCCACGGCUACGGCGCGGGCAAGUCCGCGCGGUCGAGGCUGCGGAUGGGCACGAGCCGCAAGUUCAAGGAGCACAUCCAGCUCCGCGAGCGGGAGAUUAUGCAGCAGCAGUCGGCCAGCCGAUCCCCAGCUGGUCCCCCGAGCCCGUACUACAGAGAUGUGUCCCCGCCCUUGCCGUCUCCUGGGCGGCCACGGAGGGAUUACAACGACGAUGAGGAUCUGGGUAGUCUAGUGGGUACGCCAGUCGAGGAGCGCAAGAUGAACUUUGACGGAGGCAAGGCGCAGACCGGCGGAAGUUCGGGGAAUGUGUUCCGUGACGAGAUGAGGAGGCAAAACACCGAGAGGUUCUGA
Molecule: messenger RNA, 1167 nt
Organism: Microdochium trichocladiopsis
Lineage: Eukaryota; Fungi; Ascomycota; Sordariomycetes; Xylariales; Microdochiaceae
Exons: 2
Coding region: 1-1167 (388 amino acids)
Source: RefSeq, a predicted model, not a curated record